AUGGGUUUCGGAUUGCAGAUUCCUUAUCCCGGUGUCUCAGCUCAUGAUGGGUUUUGCUGCCAAACCUUGACCCAUCUGUCUCCUCCAGCGUCCCACGUGGCCGACUCGAGUCCGGUCACUCUGCUCUCCUCGCAAACGACACUACAGAACAGAGCAGAAAAUUCAUUCGUCUUCGUCCCGACUCGACUCUAGAUCGAAGUUGAUAGAAGCUUGCUGGUUUCCCGUUCGUUGUGGGUGCUCCAAGAAAGCAGAGAGAGAGCUUGGAGCAUCCCUUGUCGGAUACGAUGGGAGACGGUGCAAGAAAAGGGUCGUCGAGUCCGCUGCUCGAAUCGUCUUCUGCGUCGGCCGCUGGAUCUGCUUCGUCGAUUCAGACGCUGGGCAACAUCAUCGUCUCCAUCGUCGGGACGGGGGUUCUGGGAUUGCCCUUCGCUUUCAAGGUUGCCGGUUGGCUCGCGGGUGCGGUUGGAGUGAUUGUCGCCGGCGUUUCUACUUACUAUUGCAUGCUCAUUCUUGUUCAAUGCAGAGACAAAUUGGCAUCUCAAGAAGAGUCGGCUGAUGUAAAAACUUACGGGGACUUGGGUAGUAAGUGCAUGGGACAAGCAGGUCGCUACCUCACUGAGUUUCUCAUAACGAUUUCUCAGUGUGGAGGAGCUGUGGCGUACCUUAUAUUCAUUGGACAGAAUCUUUCUUCCAUAUUUAAAGGCCAUGGACUCACCUUUGCGUCUUUCAUAUUUCUGUUGGUGCCACUUGAGAUUGCUCUCUCAUGGAUAAACACUCUAUCAGCAUUGGCCCCCUUUAGCAUCUUUGCCGACGUAUGCAAUGUCAUAGCAAUGGGGUUUGUGGUCAAAGAAGAUGUACAUCAAGCUUUAGGUGGUCAAUUUUCGUUUAGUGAUAGGAAAGCUAUCUCCCCUAAUAUUCGGGGUCUGCCGUUUGCGGGAGGAAUGGCUGUGUUCUGUUUUGAGGGGUUUGGAAUGACAUUGGCAUUGGAGGCAUCAAUGAAGGAGAGGAGGACAUUCCGAAAGGUGCUGGCUCAGGCUUUUACAGGCAUAAUACUUGUUUAUGUUAUGUUCGGGUUCUGUGGUUACAUGGCUUAUGGUGAUCAGACGGAAGAGAUUGUCACGCUUAAUCUUCCCCGAGCUUGGACAACAGUUGCUGUUCAGAUUGGAUUGUGCUUGGGUCUGUCAUUCACAUUCCCUAUCAUGUUACAUCCGAUUAACGAGAUUCUUGAAGAUAAGUUGAAAAGGACAGGCUGUUUUCAUAAACUGCUCGGCGAUGAGCUCAGUUACUUGAAAAGAAAGAUUGGGCAGUGUGUGGUUUAUGCGCUCCGUUCUGCUGUGGUGUUAGGAUUGGCUGCUUUGGCCUCUUGUGUGCCAGGAUUCGGAGUCUUUGCCUCCCUUGUGGGGAGCACCGUUUGUGCACUUCUCUCGUUUGUUUUGCCGGCCUCGUUUCAUUUGUUACUGUUGGGUCCUUCCCUGAGACUCUGGCAAAAGGCUCUGGACGUUUUCAUUUUGAUGUGCGGGUUACUCUUUGCUGUAUAUGGUACUUAUAACGCUGUUGCUGGAGUAUGAGGACACGUUGAUGGAAAGUGGUCUAAUUGAGAAUAAGAUUCAGAAUCUAAUGGAAUGACUUGUUACAUUAGAAGAUGGACAUUUAACUUCUGAGCAGAAAGAACAUACCUCUCCAACCAAUUUCGACCGAUACCAAAGCCUUGGAGCAGGAUGUUUU
Molecule: messenger RNA, 1725 nt
Organism: Syzygium oleosum
Lineage: Eukaryota; Viridiplantae; Streptophyta; Magnoliopsida; Myrtales; Myrtaceae
Product: amino acid transporter ANT1
Exons: 3
Coding region: 285-1568 (427 amino acids)
Biological process (GO): amino acid transmembrane transport
Cellular component (GO): vacuolar membrane
Molecular function (GO): amino acid transmembrane transporter activity
Source: RefSeq, a predicted model, not a curated record